Nicotiana tabacum (common tobacco) is the source of this 2951-nucleotide messenger RNA. RefSeq lists its product as uncharacterized. NCBI's taxonomy places the organism in Eukaryota, Viridiplantae, Streptophyta, Magnoliopsida, Solanales, Solanaceae. Gene Ontology annotation, molecular function: protein binding. The record is from RefSeq and is a predicted model, not a curated record. Gene Ontology annotation, cellular component: cytoplasm.
UAAACAGCCAGUGGGGGGAAGCAGAGAUGAUAACAGCAACACAAACCCAAAAGUGAAAGAAAGAACGAAAGAUAAAUCUAUAUCAAUUCUAGAGAGAGAAACCCUUUUAAUAUCUUAACCUGAAUUUUGAUUACUCACUUUCUCUCUCUAGAAACCCCUCACCCAAAAAGAUCUUGCUUUUAUCGAUUUUUCCAGAAACCCCCCUGUUGUUACCCAAAAAUAUCGCUGUUAUCGUUUUUUUCAGAUUUCAGCUUAAUUAUAUUGGAGUUCAGGGCAUAUUGGUGUUUGUGUUUCAGCAAAUUGAGCUUGAAACUUGCAAUGCUGUAAUUGGUAAAGUAUAUGAGAGCUGAAGGUGAUAUCAGUCAAGAAAAAUCAAUUCUUUAAUCUUGGCAGAAUUCCAAACAUUUCAAUUCUAGUUGAUUUAGUUGACGAUGAGCAUCAAAAUAGUCAAAUAUGAUUUGAAGAGAAAGAUGGGUGAAAUCUAGGUUAUUCCAAGAACUUUGGAAAGGAAGAAGAGAGAGUCGAAGAGAAUUCAAUGGAAGAUUUGUCCAAGUACGUUCAUAGUCCAGCUCAUUUGGCUGUGGCUAAGCGAGACUAUGCCACUUUGAAAAGGAUAGUUGCUGGCCUUCCUCAAUUGGCCAAGGCUGGUGAAGUGAACACUGAGACGGAGUCUCUGACUGCUGAGAUUGAUGCAGAUGCUGUUUCUGCAGUAAUUGAUAGGCGGGAUGUUCCUGGCCGUGAAACCCCAUUGCACCUUGCUGUUCGGAUAAGGGAUCCUAUCUCGGCUGAGAUUUUAAUGGCUGCAGGAGCCGAUUGGAGUCUUCAAAAUGAGAACGGUUGGAGUGCUCUCCAGGAAGCCGUGUGUACAAAGGAGGAAAAUAUUGCUAUGAUUAUUGCUAGGCAUUAUCAGCCUCUUGCCUGGGCCAAGUGGUGCCGCAGACUUCCUAGGAUUGUUGCCUCAGCUGCUCGAAUUCGUGAUUUCUACAUGGAGAUAACCUUUCACUUUGAGAGCUCGGUAAUACCAUUCAUUGGACGGAUUGCCCCGUCAGACACUUACCGGAUUUGGAAACGGGGUUCUAAUCUUCGUGCGGAUAUGACUCUUGCAGGAUUCGAUGGGUUCCGCAUUCAACGUUCAGAUCAAACUUUCCUCUUUCUUGGAGAAGGGUAUUCAUCCGAAGAUGGGAACGUAUCUUUGACUCCUGGUUCUUUGAUUGUGCUUGCUCAUAAGGAGAAAGAAAUUACAAAUGCAUUAGAGGGAGCUGGUGUUCAACCAUCAGAAGCUGAAGUUGCCCGUGAAGUGGCUUUGAUGUCUCAAACAAAUAUGUAUAGGCCAGGAAUAGAUGUUACUCAGGCGGAGCUUGUUCCCCACAUAAACUGGAGGAGACAGGAGAGGUCUGAGAUGGUUGGUGCAUGGAAGGCAAAGGUUUAUGAUAUGCUUCAUGUUAUGGUUAGUGUAAAAUCAAGGCGUGUUCCUGGUGCUAUAACCGAUGAGGAGCUCUUUACUGUGAAUGAUGAUGACAAAAUAGUGAAUGGGGGCGAGCGUGAUGAUUAUGAUGAUGUAUUAACAGCUGAAGAACGACUGCAGUUAGAUUCUGCUCUUCGGAUGGGCAAUGCAGAUGGACCUGGUGAGGAUGAGGAUUUCCAUGGAAACUCUGAUGGAGGUUCAUUUCAGAGCUGUGAAUCCAAUGGUGUUAUGAAGGAGAAGAAGAGUUGGUUUGGUUGGAGCAAGAAAGGCUCCAAAGAUACUAGUGAUGAUUCAGGGGAUUCAAAGCUUGUAAAGAAGUUUUCAAAGUUGGCUCCAGAGGAUAGCAAGCAGAGACCAAAUGAUAGCCACGGAUCAUCAUCCGAAAUUCCUCGGGAGGAUACAGGGGAUGUCAAAAGGAGCAAAGAUAAGAGCAGCAAGAAGAAAAAGAAGAAAGGAACCGUGGGCGAGUCAAAGACCGAAAGCGAGUAUAAAAAAGGAUUAAGGCCUGUUUUGUGGUUGACGCCGGACUUCCCCCUCAAAACAGAGGAACUCUUGCCAUUGCUUGACAUUCUAGCCAACAAGGUUAAAGCUAUCAGAAGACUAAGGGAGCUUCUAACUACUAAGCUACCUCCUGGCACAUUUCCUGUCAAGGUAGCUAUCCCUAUUGUUCCAACCAUUCGAGUUCUUGUUACAUUUACAAAGUUCGAAGAGCUUGAACCAGUGGACGAAUUCUCAACCCCUCUUUCAAGCCCUACCAAUUUCCAAGAUGCUAAGUCCAAGGAAUCGGAUGGCUCUACAUCUUGGAUUUCGUGGAUGAGGGGGAAUCGUGAUGAGCUAUCUAGCGACAGUAAAAACCACAGUUUCCAGGACGAGAUUGAUCCUUUCCGUAUACCUUCUGAUUAUGCUUGGGUUGAUGCAAAUGAGAAAAAACGCCGGAUGAAAGCCAAGAAAGCAAAGAGGAAGCAUAAAAAGCACGGUGCCACUAGAAAUCCAGAGACUGGGCAGCAGACUAGUGAAGAUGUUGAAGAAUAACAGUGAGCGUAUUUCUCCUCUCCUACCUACCAUAGGAAGAAGAGGUAAAGCCCUCUGUUUCCCUGCUCGUGCCAAGCAAGUUGAGGCUUACAUGGGGGGCAUGUUUAUGGGUUUGCCUCUAUUAUAUUAGAAGUUGUUUAUCUCCAUCAAGCGAUAUUUAUCUUCUGCUGUUGUUGUAUCUUUAUUUAAUGUGAAGAUUUACAAAGCAUCUUUUUUCCCCUUCAUAGCAUCUCCAGCAUGUUUGCUGAGCUAAGUACAAUAGGCAGAUUCGAGUUGGAGAUCUUGGGGAGAGCUUACGUGAUCUCUCGGACUUUGUAGAACAAUGAGUGGCAUACAAGUCCUAUCCUUUUUUAAGAUUUUUCUUUCUUUGUAGACUUUGAAAGAGGAAAGCAGUUUGUGCUUCGCCGUCUUGUUAAACAGAUUAAAUUUGUAAAGAGCUUUGCAUUUUCCAACA